AUGACUGACAAACAACCUAGUCGUAGAAUGGUCGCUUUUUCAGUCUCUUUCUACAUCACCACUGCACUAGUAAUGGUCUUCGUGAACAAAUGGGUAUUGAAUAGCGUCGAUUUACCCUUUUCUUUACUUUGGUUCCAAGUUACCUUUGCGGUAAUUCUUUUACAUAUCUCGGCAGCUUUUGGUCUCUUUAAAUUACCAAUAAUACAAAAGGAUAUAUGCGUUGGUUUAUGGCCACUUAUUCUCAUCAAUGUUUUGGGAUUAAGUUUUAACACAGUGUGUCUACAAUAUGUAGAUGCUAGUUUUUAUCAGGUCGCUCGUGCAUUGGUGCUUCCCUUUACAGUUUUAUUUUCUUAUAUGUUUCUUCAGCAAAAAUCAUCAUCAAUGAUUCUUUUAUCAUGCUUUACUGUCUGUGUGGGAUUCUUUGUUGGUGUGUCUUCGGAGCGCUUAACAAUCUCUAUGCUUGGAGUCAUGUUUGGAAUAUGUUCUUCUAUUUCUACAGCUUUGCAUGCUAUUAUUAUAAAGAAGAGUUUAGAUGUUGUAAAAGGCGAUACUAUGGAAUUGGUUUAUUAUAACAAUCUUUUGAGUGCUAUCGUGUUUCUUCCCAUAAUCUUGCUAGCAGGAGAACAAAAAGACGUUUUCGCGUUAUUUUUUGACUCUGAUCCUACCGGUUUAUCUGAUGGUAAAACUAAUUCUUCCGCUAGGACUUUUUUCGGAUUCUUCGGCUUUUUGAUAAAUGUCGCUGGAUUUCUCCAGAUCAAGGUCACUUCGCCUGUGACACACAUGAUUUCAUCUGCAUUUCGUGGUGUUGUUCAGACCAUUCUUGGUGCACUUUUAUUUGCAGAAAUUUUGACUAGUGGCCGUGUUGCCGGCAUAUUUAUAAUUCUCUCAGGAAGCUGUUUAUACACAUGGUUCAAGGAUCAGGAAAGCAAGAAAAUGAGGAAAAUCGAAGCCUCUGGAGAAUUAGAAAAAGGAGAAUUGAACCAGGAUAAAAAAAUUAAUCUUGAGGGCGAAAAUAAUGAGAAAGAAAAUGUGUAA
Molecule: messenger RNA, 1035 nt
Organism: Cetraspora pellucida
Lineage: Eukaryota; Fungi; Glomeromycota; Glomeromycetes; Diversisporales; Gigasporaceae
Source: the annotation of a GenBank genome assembly